ACCCUGUUUGAGCUGCGAGCCAAUGGGAGAGAGGAGGAAGAAGAGCUGCUCGCCGGAAGUGAGGUGUUGGCGUUUGCAGCGGAGCGCGGCGGGCAGGCAGGUGUUUUCAUCUGCAAAAAUGGGUGAACCUCAGCAAGUGAGUGCCCUUCCUCCACCUCCAAUGCAAUAUAUAAAAGAAUAUACUGAUGAAAACAUACGUAAAGGGCUGGCACCGAAGCCCCCUCCACCUGUGAAAGACAGCUACAUGAUGUUUGGUAAUCAGUUCCAGUGUGAUGACUUAAUUAUCCGACCCUUGGAAAGCCAGGGUAUUGAACGGCUGCAUCCUAUGCAGUUUGAUCACAAAAAGGAAUUAAGGAAACUUAACAUGUCUAUCUUGGUCAACUUUUUGGAUCUCUUGGAUAUCUUGAUAAGGAGUCCAGGGAGUAUAAAGCGAGAAGAGAAACUGGAGGACCUGAAACUGCUUUUUGUUCAUGUGCAUCAUCUUAUAAAUGAGUACCGUCCCCACCAAGCCAGGGAGACCCUGCGAGUCAUGAUGGAAGUGCAGAAACGUCAGCGUCUGGAAACUGCAGAGCGAUUUCAGAAGCAUUUAGAAAGAGUUGUGGAGAUGAUUCAGAACUGCCUGGCAUCCUUGCCUGAUGAUCUUCCUCAUUCAGAGGGAGGACUGGGAGUGAAAACAGAACCAAUGGACACUGAUGAUGGCAACAAUUGCAUUGGACAGAGUGAGAAACAGAGAGAACGUUCUGGCUGCAAGAGAGAUCAGGUUUUAGAUAAAGAUGCAGCUAUGUGUAGCAUUAUUGAUGAAAUGACAUGAGGGAAGCAUUUAUUAUGUUAGCUUACAAUAGAGAGGCCAAAUGGCUUAUGAGGGUAUAUACUAUAUUUUGUUUUUCUGUUGUACCAGCAAUUGAAACAUUCACACCUACUAGGGGUGGGUGUGAGCUUCUAAGCAGCUGAGGAUAUUUAAUAUUUUGUAUGGGCUGUAUAUUUAUUGGUAAAAACAAAAACGUAUGCUUUGUCCUGUGUGGAUGCUGUUAAAGUUAGCUUUUUGGUAGAACAUUAUUUUGUCACUUGCAGCUUUCUGGGACACGCAUCAUCUUGUAAAUGCCUUAUCCUGUAGAAGCAGGGGAUCUAGCUGACUGAAAUUGAAGCUGACAGUUCCUGCAUUUCAAAUAAAUGUUAGUUGUUUACAUUUGAAAAGAGUCUUUUCAGUUACGUUAUAUUAAAAAAUAAAUCAAUAUUAAGUCUGA
Molecule: messenger RNA, 1244 nt
Organism: Phasianus colchicus (ring-necked pheasant)
Lineage: Eukaryota; Metazoa; Chordata; Aves; Galliformes; Phasianidae
Gene: MED7
Product: mediator complex subunit 7
Biological process (GO): regulation of transcription by RNA polymerase II
Cellular component (GO): mediator complex
Molecular function (GO): transcription coregulator activity
Source: RefSeq, a predicted model, not a curated record